Zootoca vivipara (common lizard) is the source of this 5270-nucleotide messenger RNA. RefSeq names its product cytochrome P450 family 39 subfamily A member 1 (gene CYP39A1). Gene Ontology annotation, molecular function: heme binding; oxysterol 7-alpha-hydroxylase activity; iron ion binding. NCBI's taxonomy places the organism in Eukaryota, Metazoa, Chordata, Lepidosauria, Squamata, Lacertidae. Gene Ontology annotation, biological process: cholesterol homeostasis; bile acid biosynthetic process. The record is from RefSeq and is a predicted model, not a curated record.
CCCCAAAAGCUGAUGGUGCUGGUACCUGGCACCCCUCGACCUAUGCCUCAAACCAAAAGACCAGAAAGCCCAUGGGCGUUGCCAGGAUUUAUUGUAGGGGGGGCAGGCAUUAUGUAAGGGGGGGCAGAAUGAGUUAUAUGUGACACAAUUGGUCAGAUAGUUAAGUAUUUUUAUUUAUUUACUUGAUGGGGGUAAAUCCCUGCCCCCCCAGUCCUCCCUAGCUACAGAAUUCUUCUGGGAGGCUCCUUAUGGUUCAGAGCUCCUUAUGAGUACACACUGCUCUUUUCAGCCCCAAAAUACAAGGGGAAGAAAAUGGGAAUCUUCCAAAUAGCUCCCAUGGCUGGAAGCCUGCAGAUAAAAUGUGGAGAAAAAGCUGAAAGGGCUCAGGUCAUCACUGCUAGUCAUGUGGUGAGCUUCUCCAUAGGAAAGUACUGUCCUUUUGAACUACAGUACAGUGGAACCUCGGUUUAUGAACACCUCGGUUUAUGAAUUUUCGGUUUAUGAACGCCGCGGACCCAUCUGGAACGGAUUGAUUCAUUUUCCAUUACUUUCAAUGGGAAAGUUCACUUCAGUUUAUGAACGCUUCAGUUUAUGAACAGACUUCCGGAACCAAUUACACCCAUGCUUCAGUUUAUGAACGCUUCAGUUUAAGUACCCCGCGGUCCAUCUGGAACGGAUUAAUCCACUUUCCAUUACUUUCAAUGGGAAAGUUCGCUUCAGUUUAUGAACACUUCAGUUUAUGAACAGACUUCCGGAACCAAUUGUGUUCAUAAACCGAGGUUCCACUGUACUGGAGAGCACAGAAAGAGGCAGAAAUGAGUAAUGAUCAGCAGUUGUGACACAUUGUUCCUGGACUGGACCUGUCUGUAUGGUGUCUGUUCCUAAAUGUCUGUAAAUACCAAAUGCUCUCAGGCUCGUGCUGUGUGUCUCCAAAGCUAUAAUACUGUCUAUUGCUAUAAAAAAUGUCAAGGCAAUGCAUGCACAGUUAAAUAACAAAUGAUCUAUUUUCAUUUGGCAUGGAAUAGCUUACAGCUUCUGCAGUGAACAGCACAACAGUUAAUUAUGGCACAAGAAGGAAAAUGAAAUAUGGCCUCAUGUUUCAGAGAACAGAGAGAAGAGAAGUCAAUUUUGAGGGCUAAUUAGAAAGUAAAACUAGCCCCUCCCAGAGGCAAGCUGAACUAUGUACUGUAGUGAACUUGUCUUUUAUCAUAGCAUCCACAAGAAGGCAGCAGUACAAAACAAGAUUUUUUUAAUCCUAUCCUGAAGUAACGCCUAGCAGCAUUAUAUCUUUCAGUGGCAGCCUGUGUCAGAAAAGCAACUGCUACAGAGGAAAGAAGAUGGAGAUCAUUUUGGCUCUCCUGUUUACAGUGGUUCUAGGUUUUGUUGUCAAGCUGAUUUUCUUUCCGUUCAGAAACGGCAAUGAGCCGCCUUGUAUCCAUGGCUGCAUCCCUUGGUUUGGAGCUGCCUUCGAGUUUGGGAAAGCUCCUCUGGAAUUCAUCAAACAAGCCGGACUCAAGUAUGGACCAGUAUUCACAGUGUAUAUGUUGGGGAAACGAUACACAUUUGUAACUGAUGGAGAAGGUUUUCAAGCAUUUUGUACUUCUAAAGAUGUGGAUUUUGAGCAGGCAGUGCAACAGUCUGUCCAGCGUACAGCUUCAAUUCCUGAAGAAAUCUUUUACAAGAAUAGGAGCAGGAUAUAUAUCAUGGUGAAGGGAAGACUGGGUACAUCUAAGCUGCAUCAUAUGCCUGGGAGUCUCUGUCAGGAACUUCAGAAACACAUGGAGGAUUUGGGUCAUGAGGGAACGGAGGAGCUCAGAGAUCUUGUAAGGCACAUCAUGUUCCCAUCAACAGUGAACACCCUGUUUGGAAAAGACAUGUUUUUGACCACCAGGGAUAAUGUCAAGGAGUUUGAGGAGCACUAUCAGAAUUUUGAUGAUGAUUUUGAAUAUGCUACCCAACUGCCAAAAUAUUUUCUGAAAAAAUGGUCUAAAUCUAAGAAAUGGCUCCUAAAAAGUUUUGAAAAAGUUGUCUUGCAUGCAGAGGAAACUAAUCCUUCAGAUGACUGUUCUAAGACACUAUGGCAACAUCUCCUAGACACUUUGCAAGGAAAGACCUUCAGUGCUAAUUAUGGCCUCUUACUCCUUUGGGCAUCUCAAGCCAAUGCAAUUCCUGUUUCAUUCUGGACACUUGCAUUUAUUCUGUCUCAACCUCCUGUUUACAAAAAAGUCAUGGAUGAACUAGAACCGGUUUAUAGAAAAGCAGGUAAAGAUAACAUCCAGUUAUCUGAAGAUGACCUAAAAAAUUUCCCAUUUAUCAAGUGGUGUAUUUUGGAAACAAUACGAUUAAGGGCACCAGGUGCCAUCAUCAAGAAAGUGAUCGCUCCAAUGACAAUUCAAAAUUUUGUUAUCCCUGCUGGUGACCUGUUGGCCUUGUCUCCAUAUUGGAUUCAUAGAAACCCCAAAUAUUUUCCUGAGCCCAAUACUUUUAAACCAGAAGAAGAGAAAUAAGAAGGGGGGGCAGGUGGAGAAGGUCAUAUGCAGAUCUUCAGACAUAUUUUCUCUCCAGCAAAGACUUGAUAGGUGAGGUGCCUUCUGUUCUUACAAAACUUGAUUCCCCCCCCCACUUUAAAAUGUACAAAAAGUUAAAAUGCUGAAAUAGAUUGAAUUUCACAUCCACUUAAUUGGAUAUUCCCUGGUUCUAGUAUUAUGAGAAGGAUAAAAAUCUCUCAUUCCCACCCCCAAUUACUUGCCUUUUUUCUAAAAGUUAUAAUGCCCCAGGUUUUGUAACAUUUCCUCAUAGGGGAAUUGCUCCAACCCCUGGAUCAUAUUGGUCACUCCCCCGCCCCGCCAAUAAUGUGCUUUGCUGCCAUAGCAAUAAGUAUGCUCUCAUAGACCCAACCUUCAGCAACAUAGCCUUUCAGUUUUGUUCCGUGUACAUGCUGUCAAUUACUACCUGAUAAACUGCAAAUAUGGUACUCACAGGUACAUGAUCCACUGAGUCAACCAUUCAUCCUAUUAUUUAAUGUAAACUGCUUAGCUGCUUGUUUAUAGUUGCUUUAUACUAAGUCAAUUGGUCAGUCUUGUUUAGUAUUGUCUACACUGACUGGCAGCAGCUUUCCAGAGUUUCUGACUCUACCUGGACAUGCCUGCAACUGAACCGUCCUAAGGCAAUGCAAGGCAGUUGAUCUAUACUGAGCUACAGCCCAGAAAGCAUAAACCAGGAACCAGAGGAGCACUUAAGAAAGGACAAUAACAGUUUGCUAUAAUUUGGCAAGCUUUGGAUACCUAAACCAGCUCAAGAGAGGGGCUUGCAUUUCUUUGAGGUGAAGAACUGAAAUACACAGGUUCUUCCUUUGAAACAAAAGAAUGUCAGGGAUUUGCAAGAUGCAAAUUAAAUCCCUGCCCCCAGGCAAAUCUACUUGGGGUGUGAAUUGGAUUUGAGCUCACAGCUCCUUCUUUAUGUGGCUGUUGAGCUCAAACGAACAGCAAUGGGCUGGGCACAGGAGGAGCUGCUGCAAAAAAGAUAUUUUAAAAAGCAAAACUUUUGAGGCCAUUUAUCAUACAGUAAUAAUUUUCACAAUUUGCCAGACCAAAGUGAACUAAAAAGGAGGGUUGAAGAAGGAAGGAAGAGCUUGCAGGAAAACCUCCUUCAGUUUGACAGCGAGUCAGGGAGGGAGAGGAACAGCUUUGCUGAGGCUGCUGCUCACAACUCCAGCCUCUGCCUUGCCGGGUGGGGAGGGGGAGGGGAAGCCACUUUGCUGGGAGGGAAGGAGCCCCGCUGGGGCUGCGAGAUAGGGAAGGAGCCGAAGGGAGAACAGCAGCUUUGCCGAGGCUGCUUCUCCCGACUCGAGCCGCUGCCUUGCCCGACAGUCAGACGGGGAGGGAGGGGCAGGAGCUGCUUUUCAGGGAGCUGGUCGGCAAGCUGCCGUGUCGGGUGUUUAUUUUAUUUUUAUUUUAUUGCUUCUAGAGGGGGGCAGGAGCCCUAACCUGCCGGGUGCUGGGUACGCCCCUGGCUUUCACACACAGGGCAGAAUAAAGAUAGUUUGAGUUCUUCACUUGAAACUUUAUAAAUUUAUGUAUUAUAACAUCACAAAUGGAAACCAUUAAUUAUGUAGCUGUUGACUCAGGGAUUAUUAUUAUAACUGAAAUGUAACUGACAAUUAAGAUUAUGGGACACAGUGAUACAGGAUCGGAAAUGCACCCAAACCACCAUGCGGGGAGCCACUUUAACUAAAAUGUAUUAAUUGGAGGUUGAUUGGCACUUUGAUAAUUGUAUAAUUUGGGAAAUAAUUGUUAUUAUUAUAAUUUGGCUGUUAUUGAGGGUAUAUUGGAAAACUAAUUUAAAGAUUAUUUUUUAAUAAAUUAUAUGGAAAUGAGUUAGAACCUGAAAAAUAAUGAGCUUAAAUACAGCUGUCUCCCGUUAAGGCUUCAAGGCUGGUGUCACAAGGUAAUUGGGUAGAAGAGGUCUAAGUCCCCAUAAAACCUGGAUUGGUGGGAGCUUUCAGCAGCCAGCCAAACAAAGGUUGGGCUUUUGACAGCAUCUUGUUCUGUUGCUCAGCCUACUGAGAUUUAAGUGUGUUUAUGUUAAUUAGCUGGAUAAGUUACAAGAAAGAAGAUUCCACCUAAACAUUAGGAAGAACUUCCUGACAGUAAGAGCUGUUCGACAGUGGAAUUUGUUGCCAAGAAGUGUGGUGGAGUCUCCUUCUUUGGAGGGCUUUAAGAGGAGGCUUGACAGCCAUCUGUCAGGAAUGCUUUGAUGGUGUUUCCUGCUUGGCAGGGGGUUGGACUGGAUGGCCCUUGUGGUCUCUUCCAGCUCUAUGAUUCUAAGUUUGUUGUUUUCUUACCUUUUGAGCUAUUUGGAGUUUCUCUCUCUCAUAGCGUUUUUGUUUUAGUAAAGUCUGUGUAUGAUUUUAUGAAAUUUGGUCUGGUCUGAACUCCUGGACCCUUUAAUUUUGACCAUGUUUUUUGGAGCAAGGGUCACCCACCACACCAGGACUGGCCCAAGGGAGCCAGGGAGCUUCAUGGGAAUUUGAACACUGGUCUUCCAGGUCGUAGUCCAACAUGAAUCGCUACAAGGCAUUGGCUUUCUGUGUGGAAAUAAUUCCCAUGGAGCAGGCAUUUCCAACACGUUGAUCACGAUCGACUUGGGAAUCGCUGACUGGUUUUUGUCAAUCGCAGGCUACCGUCAGUCUCAUGCAAGCCUGAGCUCCUCCUCCUCCAGCCAUGGAAGCAGGCUUGCCUUCCUUCCCUGACGCCUGCUCUGCACUGCGC